CAACCAACCCAUUCGACUACCCCCACGUCAAUUUCACACUCGAAACUCACAUCACCAUGGCUGAAGGUUCAAGACCCAAGUUCGACAACCUCCCGGGCAUUGACACGGCUCCCGAUGUCUACGAGACGCCCGACCUUGCCGAGGACGUCUCGACAAUCCAAGCUUCGACAGCUGUGUCCGAGUCAGACGGUGACGACUCAGACCACGAGCGCGAUGGAGUUCACCACCAAAGAUUCCAGACCGCCCAAGCCCGCAGUCGCUUCCAGCCUUCGCGAAUAGAUGCCCAUGGCGUAGACUUCUCGGACAAUGUCGCACAGCGCCAGUCAUACCGCACGUCCACAAGAGGCCAGCGACGGCGAGGCGAAAUAAUAGGAGACGACAGCGACGAGGAAAAAGAAAGCUUUUCGAGAAAGCUCUUGAGGGUGAAGAGAGAAUUGCUAGAGCUGGAAAAUGAGUAUGAGAGCAGGAUGCAGUCGGGGGAUAAGACGAAGAUUGAGGAGCGGGAUGCGAAGGAGGCAAUGGAGUUUAUAUCAGACAAAGUUGACAUCAUAUAUGCUAUGCGACGCGGCGGCGUACGGGGCGUAGAACCACAACUUGACCGCACAAUACAGAAGUUCAACAACUACGAGCCAUUUGGGCCGAGCCCUAGGCUUACCAAGGCUAUCGCAAACCAACCGCCGUUGCCAGGAUCACAGGUCCAGAGGAAUCAGUUGGAGUGGGUGUUGAAUCAGGCAGCAGAGUUUGAUAAGAGGAUAACACAACUGGAGAACAAUCUGGGGCUGAACGGGAAUACUAUGCCGGAGAUGAGUGACAAGGCGACAUUUCCUGUUUUCACAACGUUACAAAAACUGGAAUUGCAACUAGGGCUUAUUGGAGAUGCUUCAACAAACAACAUGGACGUGGCUACACAACAGAUCAAGAAACUCAUUGCAGAGGCUGAACAGCUCAAAGAAAUACGGCAAGACGCUUCACGCAGCGACUCGAGCUAUUCUGACGAUAAGUCGGUUGCGAACCCAGAACAAGAGGCCAAGAUCAAUGCUCUCUACGGCACACUGCCCUCAAUCGACAAGCUCGCGCCUAUCCUACCAAUCGUUCUGGAGCGCCUCCGCACACUGCGUCUCGUACAUACAAGUGCCUGGCAAGCAGACGAGGUCUUGUCUGAAUUGGAGCGCCGGCAGUCACAGCAAGAAGAUGAGAUCAAGAAGUGGGAGCGACAACUGGAGAUUGUAGAUGGAGAGAUGAAGGCUUGCGAGAAGACCAUGCACAAGAAUAUGAAAGUUGUGGGCGAUGAUGUCAAAAUGUUGGAAGAUAAGCUAGAGAAGUUGCUUGCGGAAGGUCGGGAGGAUUGAGGCCGGGAAGGCAAUUAGUAGCCUCUUCAUAGAGAUGAGGUGAUGUGUGCAUAACUACGAUCAUACAAGGUCGAGGACUCAGGCGAGAUGUUGGACAUGCAGCCUUUGCUUGCUCAAACAAGUAGGCAAACUAUGCAGAUCUGGGGGACUGGUGCAGUUGAAGCUGAACACGAUGCCAUGAUCCGCUGCACAUAUACCCUUCCAGUACUAGACUAUGAUAAAGCAUUUCAAAUGAUAGCAAGUGACCAGUC
Molecule: messenger RNA, 1600 nt
Organism: Dothidotthia symphoricarpi CBS 119687
Lineage: Eukaryota; Fungi; Ascomycota; Dothideomycetes; Pleosporales; Dothidotthiaceae
Exons: 1
Coding region: 57-1349 (430 amino acids)
Biological process (GO): mitotic spindle organization
Cellular component (GO): cytoplasm; dynactin complex
Source: RefSeq, a predicted model, not a curated record